UGUUCCCUGGAGCCGCCUGAGGAGACCCGGCUCCCUCCCCCCCCACCUCCCUGCCGCCGCUGCCGCCGCCAUGGCUCACUCCCCCGUGCAGACGGGCCUGCCGGGGAUGCAGACUCUGAAGGCAGAUCCAGAAGAACUGUUUACAAAACUGGAGAAAAUUGGUAAGGGCUCUUUUGGUGAAGUUUUUAAAGGAAUUGACAAUCGGACUCAGAAAGUGGUUGCUAUAAAAAUUAUUGACCUAGAAGAAGCAGAAGAUGAAAUAGAAGACAUCCAACAAGAAAUCACAGUGCUGAGUCAGUGUGACAGUCCAUAUGUAACUAAAUAUUAUGGAUCCUAUUUAAAGGAUACAAAAUUAUGGAUAAUAAUGGAAUAUCUGGGUGGAGGCUCUGCCCUUGAUCUAUUAGAACCUGGCUCACUUGAUGAAACCCAGAUUGCUACAAUAUUGAGGGAGAUACUCAAAGGACUCGAUUACUUGCAUUCAGAAAAGAAAAUCCACAGAGAUAUUAAAGCUGCUAAUGUAUUGCUAUCUGAACAAGGAGAAGUAAAACUAGCAGAUUUUGGAGUAGCAGGACAACUAACAGAUACACAGAUAAAGAGGAAUACUUUUGUGGGAACACCAUUUUGGAUGGCACCUGAAGUAAUAAAGCAAUCGGCAUAUGAUUCAAAGGCAGAUAUCUGGUCAUUAGGCAUAACAGCCAUAGAACUUGCAAAAGGAGAGCCACCUCAUUCAGAAUUACAUCCAAUGAAGGUUUUGUUCCUCAUUCCUAAGAACAAUCCACCAACGCUGGAAGGAAACUUCAGUAAAUCCCUCAAAGAAUUUGUUGAGGCCUGCUUAAACAAGGACCCAAGCUUUAGACCUACUGCAAAAGAGCUCUUAAAACACAAGUUUAUUUUACGAAACUCAAAGAAAACCUCCUACCUGACUGACCUUAUUGAUAGGCACAAGAGAUGGAAGUCUGAACAAAGUCAUGACGAUUCCAGUUCUGAUGACUCAGAUAUUGAACCAGAUGGCCAGGCUUCAGGUGGGAGUGAUUCAGGAGAGUGGAUCUUUACAAUAAGAGAAAAAGACCCCAAGAAUCUAGAGAAUGGAGCAGCCCAGCCUUUGGAGUUGCAAAGAAAUAAGGAAAAGGAUAUCCCAAAGAGGCCUCUAUCCCAAUGCCUGUCUACAGUUAUAUCCCCUUUAUUUGCAGAGUUGAAAGAGAAGAGUGAAGUGUGUGGUGGUAACACAGAUUCCAUAGAAGAACUGAGAAAGGCUAUUUAUUUAGCUGAAGAGGCUUGUCCGGGCAUUGCAGAUAACAUGGUGUCACACCUUGUGCAGAGGCUUCAGAGAUAUUCACUAGCUGGAGGAAGCACUUCAUCCUACUGACGUGCUGUUCCUGACUUUUCUAAGACAACGGAGAUCCCACGGUGUCUGCAUUGAAGACGCGCACCCUAAUGUUGUUCUGCCCCUCAGUCACUGGAAUGUCCUUUGGUGGAAGGACAUUCCUAAAUGUGCAAGAGUGAAAAUGACGUCUCUCGGAUGGAGGCAGUCUUUUUCAGCUCCUUAAAGCUAUAAUUUUUUUUAAUGAUACUGCACAUAUUCCAGGGAGGUGUCUUUUUGUAAAAUCUGAAAUGUAUAUUUAGGUUUGUGAUAGAGAAAUUGAAGAUAUUGAGAAACCUCAGGUACCUUGCUUUAAGAAUUCCACUGGGAGAUGGAGUACGUUUGUUGGAAUUGUGUACAGAUGUGUAUAUAAUGUCUUUUUUUAACUGAAAGCCUUUCAACGUGCAUAAGGAAUCACUGUGUACAAAAUGGUAAAGUGCUUUUGUAGAUAAUGUUAGUGGGGUAAAUAUUUGACAGGCCAUAACUGAGUAUUGCCUUGCCUUUAUUACAUGUAAAUUUUGAAUUAUGUGAUAAGUGAAUCUUGGUUUGGUUUUUGUAUGUGAAGGAUUUGCCAUUGAAAGAGUUAAUCCUGUACUGUGGAACCUUCUAUUCGUACCUCAGCAAAGACACAAUUUUAUUCUGUUUCUCCAGUAUUUCUUCCUUUUUAUCUAUAUUCUGAGCGUGACUUUCUAAUUAUGGUACUACUUCUGGUUGUUUUAAAUUUAAUACUCCUUGUCUCUCAAAGCUUUAAAUUUAAAUUAUUGUUUUUCCUAAGGAAUGAGCUCUUUCAUAUUUUCAGUUUUAAAUUGUGCCAAUGCAAAUUCUGAACCCUAUGUAUUGUUCAAUUUUAGUAAUAGGUAUUUGUGAAGCCUGUAGUGAAAUUCAGAUACAAUCUUUUCUUCACCUGAACAUGUUUGAAUGCUCACACAAAUAAAUCUUUAUUACCUUCAUUUAUUCUGAAAUCUCAUGAAGAUGUUGGCUCUGAGACAGUGGCAAGUAUUUCUUCAUCAUGCCUAUUUUCAUCAUUAAAAUGAAUGUCUUGCAGUGUAAAAGAAAAAUUAUCCAUAGAUUCCAUAUUCAGUCUUGCUGCCUAAAUCUGUGCGUCUCCUUACCGAAAGUGAUAGACGUUAGACAGAAAGACUCCAAAGCUGAGCCUGAGUCUUGUAUGCUAUGUCCUAUUACUUGUCUCCCUAGAAAAAAGUUACUUCUUGAAAAUUCUGAAUUCUGAAAUUUCCACUGUUCCUGUCAGUGCUUCUAGAUAGCUGACUUAGGGUUUGAGAGUUCUUGGAAACAGUAACAUUAGUUACACACACAGCUGAUGAGGUGGCAUGGUUUUUUUCCACAGUAUUACUCUGAGGUUUACCUUGGUUUGUUUCACCAAGGCUGUAUUCAGGUGCUUCUUAUUCUGGUAGCUAAAAGAGCAUUUUUGCCUUGUUUUUAACGAAGGAAUUGAUGAUUUUAUGUUUUGCAUGACAGUAAGGUAACUUAUCUGUUUAAUUUAAAAAAAAAAAAAAAAAGAUAUGAGUUUUGGAACAGAAAGGAUUAAAAUUUUAAAAGUAUAGGCCUAUCUACCUGGCUUGGUACAAAAAGACCCAGGUUCUCUAACCAUUGUGGAAGCCGGUGAGGUCUCCUUGCAGGACUCAUAUCACCAUGGUAGCCCUUAUUCUAUGCAUAUUUAUAGCCUUAAUUAUUAAUUUAAUAAUUUAACAGUAAGAGGACCCUGUCGUGCUAACAAAGCUAUGAAAAUUCUCACCAGGUUGAAACAACAGUUGAAAGAAAUGGGUCUUGUAGCUGUUCUUAGGCACAACACGUUUGCCAGCAUAACGAGGUAAUGGUUUUACUUUACGGCUAAGUGAAUUUAAGGUAAAUUGAACAAUGCAUAAGUUUGAGCAAUGGUUUAUAACUCCUCUUCGAUUAAUAUCUUUAAAUAUGUUGGUUUGUGCGCUCUUAAACCUUAAGGAUAGGCUUACCCUUGAGGAAACAAAUUUAGCUCUGCUGUUGUGAAACGUGCAUCUGAAUACAGCGCAACGGGAAAUUUACCUGUUGACAUCUCAACAUCAGAACAUUCAGCCGUUCAAUAAAUACGCGCUGUUGCAGCAUAUGGAAAUGAACAGGUGUGUUUGCAUUUGCAAUACAAAUAGAUUAAUGAAAGCUUUUCCCCAGUCAUCUCUUAAUGUAAGGACUUGAAAUUAAAGCGAGCUUACUUGGAGAUGCACAGAACUCAGAUUUAGUGGGGAAGUUAAAUUUACGGUGCUGGCUGGAAACUCAAGAAUUUCUCAAUCAGAAAAUUAAAUGAAAUUCUAAGGUACGCUAUUCUUGAACAAUCAUUUAAAAAGUUAGACACACAUUUUUUUGAGUUGCAUUCUAGUUGCGUUCCAGGACUGUAUGUUGAGGAAAUACUUCCCUGAGUAGAUUGUGGCAGAAUUUGCUUGGUGAAUGUGUCCCUUGGUUUAGGAGCUUAAGAUGAGUCAGACCUACAGCAAGGGCAAUUGGCCAAAAGAAAAGAAAAAGACAAGACCUCAUUUAUGGUAGA
Molecule: messenger RNA, 3893 nt
Organism: Gymnogyps californianus (California condor)
Lineage: Eukaryota; Metazoa; Chordata; Aves; Accipitriformes; Cathartidae
Gene: STK24
Product: serine/threonine kinase 24
Exons: 11
Coding region: 71-1366 (431 amino acids)
Biological process (GO): protein phosphorylation
Molecular function (GO): ATP binding; protein kinase activity
Source: RefSeq, a predicted model, not a curated record